Molecule: messenger RNA, 625 nt
Organism: Prorocentrum cordatum
Lineage: Eukaryota; Dinophyceae; Prorocentrales; Prorocentraceae
Source: the annotation of a GenBank genome assembly
CUGGCACAUCGGACUUAUCACCAUGGUGUUCGUUCAAUUCUAAACUCGGGAGUGACUCUGAAUCAAUGUCCUAAUUGUUGUUCGGUCUUUCGGGACAUCCAGCCUACCCAGCAUCAUUGUAAACGGGCCUAUGCUAAUGGACGAUGCCAACUCGGCAGGGCUCACAUGUCUUGGGAGCUCCAGGUGCCCGAUGUCCUGCAGUGCAGAAUAUGUGAUGUAGCGGCUUUUGGCCCAGUGAACGAAUUACACGCACACUUGCGCCAUGAACACCUUCCUCAACCGCUCCCGCGACUUGCGUUGCCUCAGCCCGCUCACCCUCGGCGGGCAGCACAUGCCGGCAGUGCUGCCGCCCAGCGGGGCAGGAGCAGCCCAGCCCACCCGCGUCCGCCAGGUGCGCCCGCGCCAGGCCGAGGACGACAAGCGUGCCGAUGCGCUGAAGAAGGUCGAGCAUUGGCAGACGGGCCAGAGGCAACUCUUCGGGAUGAUGAUGCGCCAAACCCUCCGCAACUCCCGGCACAUGCGCGAGGUGAUGGCGGCGCUCUUCGACGUAUGCCCCACCCCGACGACUCUCCGCCCCUCCUGGCGAUGCAGGAGCAGAUUUCAAUGUACAGCGAGCCGGUGAAUG